Messenger RNA from Octopus bimaculoides (California two-spot octopus), 5150 nucleotides. RefSeq lists its product as uncharacterized. NCBI's taxonomy places the organism in Eukaryota, Metazoa, Mollusca, Cephalopoda, Octopoda, Octopodidae. The record is from RefSeq and is a predicted model, not a curated record.
CGAUAGAAGCGUAAACAAGUCGCCUAUGACUGACUUAGGGCUUCACCAAAUCUGUCUCGAGCAUUCAAGAUCAUUAUAUACCAGUGGGGACUAUUUUUUCCCCCGGACACCGUAGAUCGCUUCACCGUUAAACUUCUUCCGGCCACAUGUUGUUGCCAAAACAGAAAUGUUUUCAGACGACACAAAACCGCAAUUAUUGGAGUAUAUCAGGGACAGCCUUGAUCGGAACGUCUUCACUGGACCUUAUGGUCAAAGACAAGUUCUCUAUUUGGAUUACGUUGCAUCUGGAAGAGCUCUGUCUUUCAUUGAAGAAUACGUAAGGAAUGAAGUGUUACCCGACUAUGGAAAUACUCACACCACCACCAGCAUAACCUCCCUGCAGACCACUUUGUAUCGACACGAAGCAAGGGAUAUCAUACGAAAUGCUGCUAACGCCAGCGAACAUGAUGCUGUCAUAUUUGUGGGCAGUGGUACCACUGCUGCCGUUCACAAACUCAUUUUCUCACUGGACCUUAAGGAACCCCCUGUCAUCUUUGCGGGACCGUUUGAGCAUCACUCCAAUCUUUUACCGUGGAGAGAAAUUGGAUCAGAGGUGAUACAAAUCAAGACAAACAGCCAUGGCUCUGUUGAUAUUGGCGAUUUGGAGAGGAACCUUCAGGAAUUCUCGACCAAGAACUGUCAAAUGAUUGGCUCUUUCAGCGCUGCUUCCAAUAUCACUGGCGUCCUCACCAACGCCGACGCAGUAUCUGCCUGUCUCCACAGAUAUGGGGCUUUGGCGUUCUGGGAUUAUGCCACAGCUGCCCCCUACCUCACCAUCGACAUGAAUCCAGUUGUCCCUGGACCAGAUCAGCGCUAUGUCUAUAAAGAUGCAGUUUAUUUCUCACCACAUAAGUUCGUUGGAGGCAUUUCUACCCCAGGAAUUCUCAUUGCCAAGAAGUACCUCUUCAAGAACUCAACUCCAGAAGGCUGUGGUGGAGGCACAAUAUUCUUCGUGCGUCGAGAGAACCACCGUUUUCUACACGAACCAGAAAUGAGAGAAGAAGGUGGAACUCCUGAUAUUGUCGGUUCCAUUCGUGCCGGUUUGGUGAUGCAGCUGAAGCUGGCUAUUGGCACUGAUGUCGUUGCACAGAGAGAUCAACAACUUCUUAAAAAAGCCACCGACUGCUGGAAGAAAUGCAAGAAUUUGGUAAUUUUAGGGACCCAAUCUGUCCCCUCAUUACCAAUAUAUUCCUUCCUUAUUUAUCACCCGCAGACUGGCCGAUUCCUCCAUCACAAUUACGUCACGGCACUGCUUAAUGAUGUCUUUGGGAUCCAAUCAAGAGGGGGCUGUGCUUGCGCUGGUCCUUAUGCUGAAGAUCUGUUAGGAAUAUCAGAAGAGAAAGCAAAGGAAUUUGAAAAUGUUCUCACUGAAGACAGCCGUCUUGACCGAGUACAUUUGAAACGAUACCGGGAGUAUUCACCAAUGGAAAUCCUCAGACCAGGAUUCACCCGGCUAAAUUUACCAUUCUUUGUUGACAAUGAAACUUUGGAUUUUGUCAUCCAAGCUGUAGAGUUGGUUGCAGAAUUUGGUUGGCAUCUGCUUCCUCAGUACAGGUUCAAUCCGGAGACUGGAGAAUGGAGACACAAGGAUCUUCAGUCAGGUGCCAUGAAAUACAGAUCUCAAAAGAAUGGUUAUGGCAAUUCUUCAGUACCAGAUUACCAGGAGUGUUUAAGAGAAGCGAAAGACUUGUUCAAGACUGCUGAAAAGAUGAAAAUAUCACUUCCCGAUCAGAGUCUACUCUUUGAGAAUGGCACCCAGCAUCUGAGGUGGUUCCUGCUGCCGUGUGAAGCUUACACCUGUAUCUCUGAAGGGACUUUCACAAACUUCAUCUCGUUAGAUGCUCUACCGUUUGUUCCAAAAUCUUUUGCAAACGCCAACCGACAGGAAGAAAGUUCCGAUCUCACCGUGGUCGCGGGAAAUAACAGAAAAGAUGGUGUUGGAGAAGAAGGAGAUGGAGGGAGAGGAGAUGGAAAACCGGGAGACCAAGAAGUGGAAGAAGAAAUAGAAGUUAAGCAAGAAUGUGAAGAAGAAGAAAGUGGUACCAACAAAAUUGCUGCAAGUGUGCCACAGGUGGCAGCACAAAAUGCGAUUCAUGAGAGUUCUUUAUGUGACACUGGUAUGAGCCAUAGUGAAGAGUUCUGUAAAUCGAUUAAGAAUUUCCUGGAGAGGGGAUUUUCGUUUGGUCAUUGUGAUGAUCUGUCGGUCAGUUUUGACAAAACAUUGGUCUUGUCUGAGAGUGGACAUGGAUCUGACAAUUUGGACGUUAAUCCUACCUGCACUCCAGUUGGUACUACUCUCGAUGCUGCUUUUAAUCCUCUUAAUCCAUAUCUCUAUCCAAAUCCAGUUACAAAUUCUCAUCUUUCUGAUGCUACUAAUGUUAGUCCUAAUCUUAAGUUAUAUCAUGAUCCUGGUCUUAGCUUAAAUCCUAAUCCUAAUCCUGAUCCUAAUCUUAACACUAGCCAUAACCCUAACCUUAAUUUAAAUCCUAAUCCUAAUUUUAAUCCCAGUGUUAACCCUAUUCAUAAUCCCAAUCAUAACUCUAAUCCGAGUUUUAACAACUCUAAUCUUAAUCGUAAUCACACGCCCAGUUAUAAUUUUAAUCCUAAUCGCCAAAUCUCUAGCUUCGAAAAUUACAAACUGAAGUCCUCAUCGAAGUUCCAGAGAUCGACAACAACAACAACAGCAGCAAUGACCGCAGAGGGGAGGGGAAAAGAGGAGGAGGAGGAGAAAGGGGUGGCUAAUGUGAACAGUUCCUUUCCGAGCAAUCGGGACGAAAGAGAGGAGAGUUGCAAUGAAACUCCAGAAGGGGUGAUGGAUAAAACUGGAGUGGGAGUUAACAGUGUUGGACUUGCAGUAACGCAGCGCAGUGGCUGUUGUCAUUGCAGUAACAACAAUAAUGCAGGACAUGGUGCAACACAGUGCAGUUGUCACGGCAACGAUAAUGAUACAAAUAAGGAAUGUAGGGACUGCUGUUGCAGGUCCCUUAGUGAAACUACAACCUUGACGAAACCGUCGAUGACACCACUGUCUGAAAAGGGACCGGAUGUCACUGCUACUGGGGCUGCGGGUUCUAAGGCAGAGCCACAGAUGACCCAGUGUUGUCUGCGCAAAGCAAAGUUGAAGACUGACCAGCGGAAAGUGACCAAGAAGGGCAAUUUGUGGGUUUCACCACCGAAAGAGUUGUUCACUCCAGUCAUUGAGGCUAUUGCAGACUACAAUAUGAUACAAGAUGGGGAUCGAAUAUUGUUGUGCCUUUCUGGGGGUAAAGAUUCCCUCUCCAUGUUGCAUAUUCUUCAUCAAUAUCAGUUCUAUGCUAAAAGCAAGGGAACUCGCUUUGAUAUUGGUGCUGUGACAGUUGAUCCCCAGACCCCUUCUUAUAAUCCCAGUCCUUUGAAGAAAUAUCUAAGCUGUUUGGGUGUCCCAUAUUUCUUUGAAUCUCAAGGUAUAAUGGACACAGCCUCCAACCUCCCGUACAAAUGUGAGUCGAUUUGCAGCUUCUGUAGUCGUAUGAAGCGGGGACGUAUCUAUAUGUGUGCCCGGCGAGAGGGCUACAAUGUUGUGUCCCUGGGACAACACUUGGACGACCUCGCUGAAAGUUUCCUUAUGUCUUUCUUCCACAAUGGAAUCAUGAGGACCAUGAAGGCUCAUUACACAGUUCAGGAUAACGACCUCCGAGUUAUUCGACCUUUGGUUUAUGUCAGAGAAAAGAACUUACGAAGGUUUGCUGAAAAGAAUCAACUUCCUGUCAUCAGUGAGAAUUGUCCAGCCUGUUUCGAAGCACCAAAGGAACGUCACCGAAUGAAACAACUGUUGGCAGCACAAGAACUCCUCUUCCCGAAGAUCUACAACAGCAUGAGGUCUGCAAUGACACCUAUUAUGGCUAUCAACAAAACUGGCUUUAGUUCCAAGGAGCUGUUUGGAGUGAUGCACAGACAGGAAAAUGGUGAUGAAGAAGAAGACGAUGAUUGAGUACCAUGGAGAGAGCAAUUCAGCGGAAAUCUACAGAAGCAGCACGAGAUGUGUAAUGAGAUGUAUCGAGGUUAUUAAUCAGACUGGAUUUAGUAUGAGCGAAUUACAGUAUUUGUUGGCAUAAGAGACUCAUUGCUGUAUAAAAUGCACUGCAAUUUCAGCAGAACAGUCAGGAAAAAAAGAUUUUAGAGUAAUAAAGCCUAUGGGAGAUGCGACUUUGCAUAUAGGACCUGGGGUAAUUUUUUGGUAAAGUAUGGUAAUUAACCAGCAGCAUCGCUAGGGUUGAUGGUGUGACACCUGGUGCUGUAAUUCUUAAACUUUUGUACUGAUUUUUCUUUCUAUAAAUCUCUCAGUCCUCUUAAGAACUAGAGAUUUUAGUGAAAUGCAGUUUGUCCAAUAAAAAAAGUAUUGAACGAAUGUGAAUAAAAUUUGGUCAUACAAUCUAAUGACUGCACCAUGUUACAGGAUUUUUGUCCUUGGCUAGCAACUGUUAUUUCCACAUUUGCUGACCCCCUAGAAAGUAUGAAAAAAUGGUUAAUAUUUCCUUCAAACUUUGCUAUUGUUACAAUAUUCAUUCAAACCUCAAAGAAUCCCUUUCAACACAUGGUUAUGAUGCUCCCCCUCUACUCCUCUUCAUGAUCAGAGAUGCAUAUAUCGUCAGCCACCAAGGGACAUGCUCAACUGGUUAUGGUCAAGUGACUGACAAGCAAAUCUGUGGUAUUGAGCAGAAUAGUUGCUAUAACGAUAUUUCUGCUUCAGCAACUCAGCAUUGUAUCUGUGUGAAAUGUAAUGGGAAAUAGGUCAGUUUGAAAACAUUGAUGUGCAGGGUGACAAAAGCAGAGUUUGAAGGAAAUAAAAGUCAUUUCCUUUGGUUACCAGAUAAAAAUCAAAUAAGAAAUAACACUUAUUGACCAAAGACGAAUAAUAAUAAAAAUUUUAUUACACUAUGCUGGUGGUGUACAUCGUGAAUGUGGUUUUUUUCUUGUUGUUCUUUGCCUGUUGUCAUGUCAUUUUCACCUGUCCAGGUAGGUUGAAUACAGAUAAAGUGAUUACACAGAAAUGUUUUCACAUAUUUUUACAGCAUUGAUUCCUGGGCCUCAGUUUCCUAAUUAAAUCGUUAAUAAAUUAUUAAUAAAUAAUG